This is a messenger RNA of Colossoma macropomum (tambaqui), 1051 nucleotides long. RefSeq names its product proteasome 20S subunit beta 6 (gene psmb6). The record is from RefSeq and is a predicted model, not a curated record. The transcript is spliced from 6 exons. Gene Ontology annotation, cellular component: proteasome core complex. Bases 70 to 765 code for a protein of 231 amino acids. Lineage: Eukaryota; Metazoa; Chordata; Actinopteri; Characiformes; Serrasalmidae. Gene Ontology annotation, molecular function: threonine-type endopeptidase activity.
GGGCGGUAAAGAGGGCUCUGCGGAUUUUCACCCACAGCUCCACACUGAAGCCGCUGUUAGUGAAGCAGGAUGGCGGCGUACAUGCUGGAGACCCGGGUCGAGCAGUUUUCUCGCCCCAGCGAUGCGGUACCGAGCUGGGAGAGGCAAGAAGUCAGCACCGGGACGACCAUCAUGGCGGUGGAGUUUGAAGGAGGCGUGGUGAUCGGUGCAGACUCACGUACAACAACAGGAGCUUACAUCGCCAACAGAGUAACGGAUAAGCUCACUCCUAUUCACGAGCGCAUCUUCUGUUGUCGCUCCGGAUCUGCAGCCGACACUCAGGCCAUCGCUGACGCGGUCAGCUACCAGCUUGGCUUUCACAGUAUUGAGCUGGACGAGCCUCCGCUGGUGCAGACAGCCGCUAAUCUGUUUAAGCAGAUGUGCUACAGAUACCGAGAGGAGCUGAUGGCUGGGAUCAUCGUAGCAGGGUGGGAUAAACGGAGGGGCGGACAGGUGUACACUGUGCCUAUGGGCGGGAUGUUGGUGAGGCAGCCCGUCUCAGUGGGAGGAUCUGGAAGCUCCUACAUCUACGGCUUCAUCGACUCCAAAUACAAGUCGGGGAUGACCAAGGAGGAGUGUCUGCGCUUCACUGCUGAUGCUUUGGCCCUGGCUAUGGAACGAGAUGGCUCUUCAGGGGGCGUGGUCAGACUGGCAGCUAUCACGGAGGCGGGGCUUGAGCGCAGUGUAAUUCUGGGGAACCAGCUGCCCACAUUUUUUAGUGCUUAGAUCUUUGGCAACAUUCAUUUUUGACUUGUAAUACAUACCUCUUUUGUUAGAUCAGUAUUCCACCGAAACAGAAAAGCACGUGUCCGUUACCGUCUCACACUAAAUUGCUGGUUUCCAGUCCUGAGGACUUCAGGCUCUGCUCAUUUUCGCAUGUUUCCCUGAUUGAGUCUGGAAAAUGGCUUACAGGUUGAGUUUGUGUGUGAGCAGGCACUGGGCGGGGCUGGGAACCAUUGCAUUAAAUAAACAGUUGUUUCUUUUUGUCAUUGAAUAAAAGAAUUGUCUUGGA